UACAAUACACUCGUACAUACCUAUACAUUUGCAUGGGAGGAAACUAUACAUGUCUACAUAGAGCUAGCGCUUUGGCUGUAUAUAGUGCAACUCCGGACCUCUAAUGUAGUGUAAUUAGGAACAUAUACAUAUCUGUAAUAGGAUAAUGGAAGAAAACGGGAAAUAGUUGGAAUAUUGAACCAGCUGGAACAACAGGAAUAUUUACACAUAAAGUUUUCGUGUGUAUUGUUCAGCUUGUAACUAGCACAGAAAUGUGAUUCUCGCGAGUUAUAUUGGAGAGUUUCUUCACAUAAAAACAACAUGGUUGUAUCAGAAUUGGAUUAAAGUGCGUGCUAUGUUAUCAUAAUUAAUCGUGAUUAGUGAAAUGAAUUGUGGUUUUAUAAAAAAAAUAUAACGGAUAAAUACACGAAAAAAUUUUGGAGGAGUGAAGCGGAAGUUUGUCGGCAACACAAACCUACCCGACAUUUUCAUUGGUGAAGUUAUUGCGUGCGUUAAGGUUUUUAAUCUAGAACAGAUUUUAAACAUUAGUAAUGGAUUACCCUCCUCUGUGUAUGAGAUGGAUAUAAACCAGAUUUUUCUUUUAUAUACACUUUUUAAGAAACUGAUGACAGACUGGACCAACUAAUCUUUGGAAGUCUUAACAAUAUUCAGAUGUUCUGGCGUACGUUUGGGCAAUCUGGCAGAAUGGAAAAUUGGCAGUUUGAGUUUUGAAGUUACACUAUUUUGACGGUCAGUGGAUAUUGAAAGGAAAGAUACCAACGAAUGAGAAUCAGAAGCGGAACAUUUUAAAUUUUGAUUUUCUUUCUCAAGAUGGAAGCCAAAUAUAAAAUUUUGGAAAAGAUUGAUGAGGGAAGCUUCGGUGAUAUUUUCACUUUACAGAGUUUGAAUGGAGGGAUCGUGUUUGCAUUGAAGCAAAUAGAAUACAGAGGAAACCUUCUUAAAGACGAGUACAUUGUUGGAGAAAUUGAGUGCCUUACAAAGCUUAAACACGACCAUAUUAUCGGGUUAAAGGACGUUUACAUCGGUUCUAAUACGGUUAAUUUAAUUCUGGAAUAUGCCGAAAAUGGAAAUUUGGAAAAUUAUUUACGAGAACGCUUCCCAAUGAAGGGCAUAUUCCUGAGAAGAUUCGGUGUGCAGAUUUUAAAAGCGAUCGAUUUUUGUCAUUCGUGUGGGAUUGCACAUCGAGACCUGACCCCCAGCAACGUUUUAGUAACUGCGGAUCACGUUAUCAAAUUGGCCGACUUUGGUCUUGCUGUUUGUGCGGUGUCAAGUAAAGGUGAAGAGGUCAUGUGUGAAGAUUACCUUGGAAACGUACCGUAUUUAGCUCCUGAAGUUUUAAAGGAAGUGCCUUAUAAUGCUUUAAUGGCAGAUUUGUGGAGUACGGGAAUGUUACUGUAUUAUCUCCUGUUUGGGAAAGUCUUACUUCACGGAACUGCGGAGACUGUGCUUCAAGAUUCCGAAGAGGUGGCAGCAUUACUUUGUAGUAUAGACUCCACUUCAUUUUCCAGAACAGAGAAAAAUAUAUUCGAGUACAUUAAAAAUCUUUUAAAAUGUUUACCUGAAGAAAGAACUUCAAUUGGGACACUUCUUCUAGGAACUAUGCAAGACCAUUCCGAGGCCAAAAUGGCCAUCAGACCGUCACGUGACCUUGUGUGUGGAAUGGUAGAAGCUAUGUCAGACUAUUCUGAAACCAAAAUGGCCACCAGGCCGUCACAUGAUAUUGUAAAUGGAAUGGUAGCAUGUGGAAGCGCUUUAAGACAGGUAUAAAGUAUCCCAGCAUGCAUUGCGGGUCAUUUACAUAUUCUACAUAUCAAUGUAUUUUAGAUGUUAUUUCUUUUUUUAUGAAGCUUUUGCUUUAGCUUGAAAUAAAUCAUGAAAUAUUA
Mizuhopecten yessoensis (Yesso scallop) is the source of this 1883-nucleotide messenger RNA. RefSeq names its product NUAK family SNF1-like kinase 2. Gene Ontology annotation, molecular function: protein kinase activity; ATP binding. Gene Ontology annotation, biological process: protein phosphorylation. The coding region runs from base 811 to 1767 and encodes 318 amino acids. Lineage: Eukaryota; Metazoa; Mollusca; Bivalvia; Pectinida; Pectinidae. The record is from RefSeq and is a predicted model, not a curated record. The transcript has a single exon.